Oikopleura dioica is the source of this 3846-nucleotide messenger RNA. NCBI's taxonomy places the organism in Eukaryota, Metazoa, Chordata, Appendicularia, Copelata, Oikopleuridae. The record is from the annotation of a GenBank genome assembly.
AUGUCUCCAAAUCGAGACGUUCUUGAGCUGUGGCGACGACUUCGGCAAGAGUCUCUCUUCGUCUCUUCGGAGCGCGAGAGUCUCGGCAAGCUGCACAACGAUUUGAAAGCAGACCACUACAAGCUUCUGCAGCAACUGUACAGAACUCGGCGGCUGCAGUCGAACCACUACGUCGCGGAAACCGGCGGAGAUUUAGGAGAAUGUUUUUCUAUCGACAACAGAUUGCAAGUCGCGGAAUUCUGCGAAAUGCCGUUUCAAGAAGCAGAAAUGAUAGCGCCGUUUUUGAAGAGUUUAAAGGACAAUCCCACACUCGUCGCGGCUUGUCUUGUUUACGGCGAGAAAAUGCAGCUAGAAUCUGCGACGGGCUUUAAUUCCUUGUUGGAAACUGUUGUGCUUUCUUUGUACGGGCAAUCGUGUGCUACUCAGAAUCAUUCCGCGUUGCUAGAAUUCAUCCAGUGUCUGAUGCUUCACCAAAUCGGCGCGACAAACCGACCAAGGGACGUUUUGAAACGCGGCGCCUUCAUUACUACUUAUCGACUCCUUGUCGAGGCUCUUCCUGAAUCGCGUCUAUUCCUCACCGCCGCGCUUUACCAACCCAUCGUUCAAGUUCUGCUGGACGAAGGGCCCCCGCUCGAGAUUAAUGCCGACAAAGUUUGUGAUUAUUUCUCACCUAGAGAGCUUCAGCUGCGCUUUGGUCAGCGAGGAAGCGAACCCUUCAAGCAGAAAGUCGCCGAGUUCUGUAAAAACACACAGCAACGCCUAGACGACCACGUCAAACGCUUCAGCGCUGCGAUCGAGCAGUCCCUUGCUUGUUUCCCAAGCGCGAUCGCGUACGUUAUCGCUCGCUCUUACAAUAUCGUUUCUGACGGCGGAAUGUGUCCUCCCGACGAGGCGCGAACUCUGGCCGCCGAUUUGCUUCUUCAGGACUUCAUAUGCCUCGCAAUCGUCAAUCCAGAGCGAUACGGAGUCACUGGAGAUUUGCCGAUUACCGAGACAGCGCGAAUCAAUUUAAUCCAAAUCGCUCAAAAAUUGCAGAAAGCGGUCAUCUCGGGUGGUGUCCGUCACUCGGGCGGAUUCCUGACAAGAAUGGUGGAAGAAAUCCUCACACUUGAUUCUGGCGAGCCUAGUACUCAAGCGAAUAUUACCUUCGAAGAUAGAGCUGUCUUGUGCACAAGAAAAGAGCUGGAAAGACUGAUUAUGUUCAUGCGACAAGUGGAGAUUUCAGAAGUUCAAGGAGUGGAUCGAGUUUCUUUGGGAGGAAUCAAUCAAUUGGUCAAGAAUUUUAAAAUGACUUCUCCAGCGACCCAGUCACCUCUUGGUUCUCCAAUGGUGAGUAAAUCUCCACCGCCGAAGUUCGCCGAAAAAGCGAUGAGCUUCAUCGACAAAAUGGACAACAAAGUCAAGCAGCUGCAGCAAGAAGGAAUCAAGGGACUUGACAAACUAAGAAUCGACGAUGAGCCGGAAAAGAAACAAGAAACUCGUGAAAUUGUGUUCAUUAUCAACCUUCCCGGAACAGACGAAGAAUUCAAAAUCUUGUCGGAACAGGACAUCGUCACUCAGAGCGAAUUGCUAGACGACGAUCGCGCUUCGCUUGAUGAUGAUGGGGUAAGCCGCGGUAGUAAGAGCAAUUAUUCCGUUGAAGAUGAUCGAACAAGUUCAAGCUCUGUUUCGGAUCAUUUAUCCUCGCUUCAUGGCUCUGCUGGCGCUCCAGUUGAAGUUGAUAGACUUCAGGACGAAACAGACUCGAUCGCUGAAUCCAACCCUCAUUCGAAUAGGGAUGAAACUCUACAGGCUCUCGACGAAAAAAUGCCAACAAAUCGCGAAAGUAUCGAAGAUCGAAUGCGCAAAUUCGAGCUUGGAGUCCGUUUUGACAUUGGCAACGACCGAGGCGACACUCGAUCGGAUUGUUGGUCCACUGAUGUUGCUGCUAGUGAGCACUCGGAGCCCUUGACGGAAGCAGAUUAUGCUUCGCGGCUGGAGGAAAUCGCGGAAGAUCCAUCCGAAGAACUGAGAGUUCCACCAGAAGAUUCGCGAUCGGAUAUUUGGAGCGUUGAGUGUCUUGUGCCUAGUUCAGGGUUACUUAUUGAUAUUGAUAACGAGGACGAGGAAGGUCCACAUUCUCCGCCGGCCGAGGAUGUGGUGCGAUCACGCGCCUCCACUCCCGGAUUGAGCUACACGGCCGAAUCCAUCUCUAGCGCUUGCUCCGACUCGGGUCAGAAGCCAGAAGGGGCGGGAGAUUACGCCUCCUCCAAUGAUCUAAACGACAAUCGUAGUGACGAUGGAAGGGGCCAAAACAGAUCGCCAAGGCCGUCUGUUCUUCAAAACACAGAAGCUUGGCGGGCUCAACAAGCCGCCCUUUCACAAACAACUGGAGAACGCAUUUCUCCAACAGAAAAUCAAUCGGACGACUCUUCAAAACCAGCGAAAAUCGGAAAUCGGCGCUCCUUCGGCAUCAAAAACUUCCGAAAAGGCAAUAAUGUGAUGAAACCGAAGCCGUCGAUUCCGAACAAGUUGCUUCCCUCGGCGCUCAGGAAAAAUUCGAAUUCAGCGCCGCUCACGCCUCCCGCGCUGGCAACGACGAGCACUUCUGCUCCUGGCGAUCCGGGCAAUUUUUCGGCUUUUGACGUUAUGGCCAAGUAUCAACAAAUGAACAAGAAACAAGACGAACCAGCGACUGGAAAUUUAAUUGAUAUUGAAGCACCCGUUACGCCAACGCCACCACUGGAAAGGAGGGAUGAAAAGACGAAGAAAGAGAGUAUAGACGAGAAACAGGCCCGACUGGAAGAUGUCCGCCGAAAGCUCCGAUAUGUGCUCUCCGCUGCUGACCCAGUGGACGCUUCGCCAAUGAUGCCCACAACUCGGACAACUUCGCAACAUGAAAAACUCUUGGAACUUUUACGAGCUCAGGCGUACGAGGCGCUCGCCAUUCAGGAUCGAAAUACUGCUGCCCAAUUACAAGAAACUGUUAGAGCUGUUGAACAAUUAUCUCAAAAACAAACGAAGCAAGUGCUUGACUUAUUAUGGAAAGAAUACAAUCGAAGAUCAGAUUACGUCCGAUAUCUCGUCAGAGCCAGGCAAAAGUUGCUUGGAGCUCUUGCUCACAUAAGGCGAAUGUCGCGAUCAGGAGAAAGAGCUCAAGAAAGCGGUCGACAGCAUUUCUUAUCAGUUGCGGCUUCGAUUUUGUUGAAAAAGAAGUCGGACUCUGUUCAAGCUUUCGUUGGCCAUUUCAAUAGGCAACAGACGAUGGAUGACAAGGCCACUUUGGUCAACAAAUUACUACAGUUCUUGUUCGGACAGAUCCAGCAAGAGCCAGAAUGGAAACAUACGAAUCACGACGAAUUAGAAGAGAUCCAAGCGGCCGUCCAUCGCAGCCUUCUGACCAGACACAACAUUUAUCACCUGAUUAUUUACCCCAACAGAGAAAUCGACAUUGAACGCGAUCGGGUUUUCACGCAUCAUAUCGAGCAAAUUUCGGCGAAAAUCACGACCGACCACCCAAAACUUCAAAUUCCAAAGAAAUAUUGCCGAGAAAGUCCGUGGCCGAGUGCUCAAGAAGAAGCACGUCUGAUCUCAGUUUACCGGACGCCGGCGGAAAAAAUGAUGCAAACUACUCGUCUAUGCAAGGCAAUUUUGAAUUUACUGAAAUUAUCGAACCCGUCAAACGUUCCUGGUGCAGAUGAUCUGGUUCCAGUUCUGGUUUAUGUAAUUAUUAAAGCCAAUCCUCCUGCUCUCUUGUCGAUGAUUCAAUAUGUUGAAACUUUUGUACCGACUGGUGCCGGAGAAGACUCGUUUUACUGGAUGCAGUUUACCGCCGCAUGCAAAUUCAUCCAAACUAUUGAGCCGUAA